Molecule: messenger RNA, 814 nt
Organism: Fomitiporia mediterranea MF3/22
Lineage: Eukaryota; Fungi; Basidiomycota; Agaricomycetes; Hymenochaetales; Hymenochaetaceae
Product: polyadenylate-binding protein 2
Exons: 6
Coding region: 25-630 (201 amino acids)
Molecular function (GO): RNA binding
Source: RefSeq, a predicted model, not a curated record
GUUGUCCGUACCAAGGUCAACGAAAUGGCUGACGAGGCUAACACAAAUCCAACGCUUGAUAGCGUCGAUGCUGAUGCAGCCGCCGAUGAUGCUGAAGCAGAGGAAAUACUUGCGAUGAAGUCAAGAUUGGAGGAGAUAGAAAAGGAGGCAGAGGCACUUCGGCAGAUGCGCGAAGCACAGGAAAAAGAGGCGAAAGCUAUUGCUGCUGUAGCUGCACCAUCAGAGGGAGAUGAGAUGGAGACAGACGAGGAUCCGCAUGCAGCCGAUGAACGAAGUGUCUAUGUAGGCAAUGUUGAUUACGGUGCCUCGCCAGAAGAAAUCCAGGCUCACUUCCAAGCUUGCGGGACAAUAAAUCGGGUUACAAUCCUUUGCGACAAGUUUACAGGACAUCCUAAAGGAUAUGCCUAUGUUGAAUUUGCGGAACCGUCUUUCGUAGAGACAGCACAGACCCUCAAUGAGUCGUUAUUCAAGGGACGUCUAAUCAAGGUCGUUCCCAAACGAACAAACAUCCCUGGGUUUAGUCGUGGUAGAGGACGAGGCCGUGGAGGGUAUAGAGGAGGAGGUCGUAGUAGGGGUUAUGGAUUCUCGCCAUAUCGUGGGAGGGCCAGGGGACGAGCGCGGGGUUAUUAGAGUCGACUGGAUACUUUAUAUAGUGAUUUCUGCUGUUCUUUUUUAAUAUUUCGAUUGCUGUCACUUGUAAUCUUAUAUUCAUGAAAAGCGUUGUUCAGAUGCGAUGUUUCGCUGUCCAGUCUAAUUUUUUCUAUACUAUGUUCUUUCCGUGAUACAUCGAAUCCAGUGAUUUUAUUUCAACGCC